UCUGCCGUUGAGGGUUUUCUCUAUUUGUAGUGGAAGACCUGCCUCCAGGAUGGCCUUAGCUGAAAUGGGUCUUUUCCUUAUGUGAACUGGUGUCUCUGUCAGGCCCCGAAACCAGGCAAUUCCACUGCGUAAAUGGGGCUAUAAAAAAAGAAACUUCAGAAAGUGUGGCCAAGAUACUGACCCCAGUCAGGCUGAGCUCAAACUUCCACCCCUGCCAACUGGAUCAUGUCCACCAGCUUGACCACUUGUGAGUGGAAGAAAGUCUUCUAUGAGAAGAUGGAAGUGGCAAAGCCAGCAGACAGCUGGGAGCUCAUCAUGGACCCCAACCUCAAGCCCAAUGAGCUGGCCCCUGGCUGGAAGCAGUACUUGGAACAGCACGCCUCAGGCAGGUUCCACUGCUCCUGGUGCUGGCACACCUGGCAGUCGCCCCACGUGGUCAUCCUCUUCCACAUGUACCUGGACCGUGCCCAGCGGGCGGGCUCGGUGCGCAUGCGCGUCUUCAAGCAGCUGUGCUACGAGUGCGGCACGGCGCGGCUGGACGAGGCGAGCAUGCUGGAGGAGAACAUCGAGAGCCCGGUCCUGAUCGCCAGCCUGCGCGAGCAGUGCUACGACGAGGACGGCGGCCAGUACCGCAUCCACGUGGCCAGCCGGCCGGACCGCGGGCCGCACCUCAGCGAGUUCUGCGAGGCCUGUCAGGAGGGCAUCGUGCACUGGAAGCCCAGCGAGAAGCUGCUGGAGGAGGAGGCGGCCUUCGCUUUCUCCGAUGCCUCCAAGCAGAGGGGCUUGGGCUACAACUUCUUCUCCCUCCGCUGGUGCCUCUUCUGGGCCUCCCUCUGCCUGCUCGUGGUCUACCUGCAGUUCUCCUUCCGCAGCCCCGCCCUGCUCUAG
Messenger RNA from Tupaia belangeri chinensis (Chinese tree shrew), 888 nucleotides. RefSeq names its product receptor transporter protein 2 (gene RTP2). The record is from RefSeq and is a predicted model, not a curated record. Gene Ontology annotation, cellular component: cell surface. Lineage: Eukaryota; Metazoa; Chordata; Mammalia; Scandentia; Tupaiidae. Gene Ontology annotation, molecular function: olfactory receptor binding. The coding region runs from base 226 to 888 and encodes 220 amino acids. The transcript is spliced from 4 exons. Gene Ontology annotation, biological process: protein insertion into membrane; detection of chemical stimulus involved in sensory perception of bitter taste; protein targeting to membrane.